UACCGAUUACUCUUUUUUUAUAUUGUUUUUAAUAUUUUCAGGAUAAGGUAUGAACCUUACCCCAGAAAAGCCACAGAAAAUCCUAUUAUAAGGACAACUUCACAAACCAGGUUUAAAGUUAUUGGUUUGGAAGGGGGGAAGACUUAUGUGUUUUAUGUUUCCACUCUGUCCGGUGAUGAAGAAAGUGAAAUUGUUAGUGGAAUUAUCUCUACAAUUAACGAAGUCUGUCUGGUGAAUGGGAUCUGGCACGGCAAUGAAGAACUUUUUUUUAAGCGUAACAGAAACAACUACUUGCAAAAAAACACUUGCACUCGAAGUAGUAGUGGUGUACAGUGGCAGUGUGACCCUAUAUUGUGUAGAGAAGAUGAAUCCAACCAACGUUCAUGGACACAUGUUGAUGAAACUGGAUCAUUCAUGCAAACAUGUGCUUGUAUUUCUGGCAGUUUAAAAUGUACUUACGCAGCGCCUUUGCCUUCAAAAAAAGUUGACUACUAUGAAAACGAUGAAGCGUUACUUAAAUGUCCAUACCACGCUACGUCCCGUACACCAACUAUUAGAUGGUACAAAGUUGUGGAGGGGGAGAGACUACCUAUAUAUACAUAUUCCUCAUCAAGUCAACAAGAAUAUGAAGAAAGAUAUGCUGGAGAUUUAUCUGGAAGGCUUGGUUUGCAAGAUCGAAAAGAUCUGAUUAUUCGUGACUUGCAACCCAGAGAUUCUGGGUUAUUUGAAUGUCAUGUGGAAUACGCUGGUGUUCAACCAGCCACUUAUUACUCCAAUGUAACAGUGAUAUCAACAACAAGCCAUAUCCCAGGCAACUCAAACUCAAACCAACCCCAAGUUACUACAAACACAAUUAGUUUGAACUGGGACGAUGUAGAAGACGUGUCUCAUUAUUUAGUUGAAUAUCAAGAUGUCACUCAUAAUGAAGAUUCUCGCAUUGUGUCCGUCGCCCAGCCAGAAGUUUUUUUGGACCGACUCCAUCCGAGUACAAUGUAUCGAAUAACAGUAAUACCUGUGGUUGACGGAAUACGUGGGCAGCCUAUUAAGACAAUUAUAGUGAAUACCGAUGGUGUGAGCGUCCCACAAAGUGCCCCACAAACGACUACUCCAACUGCUGCUCCUAUCAGCAACAUUGCUCCGCCAAGGAACUUAAGGUUUGAUGGGAAAGGCAGAACAUCAGUGAGAGCUUUGUGGAAUGCUCCAUAUGCUACACCUGAUUCUGGUGAACAGUACAGGAUAGAAUACAAUCUGAGAGAUUCUCCAAAUGAACCAGAAAUUAUCCGAACUUCGAAUCUGUACCUUCAAGUGCAAAACUUGAACCCAGGAUCUACAUAUCAGUUCCGUGUGUUUACAGAACUGUAUGGUGGAAGUAGCGAACCAGCUGUUGGACUUGUAACAACAAGACCAAUCGGUAAAAUAUUGGUGCAAGCGUCUACUGAUAAAAGAUCUCACGUAAAAGGGGAAACGGCUCAAAUAUAUUGUCGGUAUGACCAACAUACACCUGGAGAACAUGAAGUACUCUGGCUCAGAAAUUAUAAAAAUGGAAGCUUUUAUCCGCUUGCAGUGUAUAAUACAUCUACUUCAAUGCUUAUGGAAUCUGAAAACGUUGGAGAUUACAGCGGGCGUUUGAUUUCGAACGAACCAACUCGACUUCUCAUUCAAAACCUUCGUUCAACCGACGACGGGACGUAUAAAUGUAUCGUUAAAUUUCUGACAGGAGGCGGUUCAGGCUCAACACGGAUAACUGUCGUUGGACCUCCUAAUAAAGUUUACUUCACAUCGGCGAACCGGAGUUCCGAGGUUGGAAAUUAUUUGCUGUCAUGGCACGUUGAUGAUGUGCCGAGAGCCACCAAGUUUUACCUAGGUGUUCGGAAAAGAGGUUCAAGACGGACAUACAAUUUCCAAAUGGCUGGAAAUGCAAGGUCGUUUUUGUUCCGUAAUUUGAAAGAAGGCAAAACAUAUGAGGGAAAUGUAAUUUCAAAUAAUCGCUACGGAAAUUCUACUUCUUCGGACUUUUAUUUUUCAACUCCAUCAACAAAUGCACCAAAUCCGCCUACAGCAGUCAAUCUUAUUGACUUGUCACCGCGUCGAAUUUCUUUUAAUGUUGAUGGUCCUCGGGAAAAUGUUCAACUCUAUCGAAUAUAUUACAAACCUGAGGGUACCAGUGAUGCUGGUAUGCAGGUCAUUGAAGGAAGAGAUAACCCAUUCACCAUAACUGGAUUAACUCCCAACACCCCAUAUAUAUUGAGAUUAGUUGCUGUAAAUGAUGAUGGAACAUCUGAGCCUUUGAACACAGCAAUAAUAACACCCAAGGAACCUCCGGCAAAACCAGUUUUGUUGCAAACAACAGAAGAAGCAAGACUUGCCACAUUAAGAAUAAGUGAAGGUGAUGAUGUAGAUUAUUAUGUCGUCACUUACAAAGCUUCGUAA
Molecule: messenger RNA, 2430 nt
Organism: Ciona intestinalis (vase tunicate)
Lineage: Eukaryota; Metazoa; Chordata; Ascidiacea; Phlebobranchia; Cionidae
Source: RefSeq, a predicted model, not a curated record